Messenger RNA from Lecanosticta acicola, 6899 nucleotides. The record is from the annotation of a GenBank genome assembly. Lineage: Eukaryota; Fungi; Ascomycota; Dothideomycetes; Mycosphaerellales; Mycosphaerellaceae.
AUGGAGCAAAUUCAGAAGAUGCAGCUGCUCGUGUUUGGCGACCAGACUGCUGGCUUCAAUGCUUCGCUGCGUCGUCUGAUCAACAUCAAGCACAAGUCUCUGUUGACCUCCUUCCUCCAGCGCUCUCACUUUGCCCUCAAACAUGCCAUCGGUCGUUUGCCUGAAGAGCAACGCUCCGAUUUCCCAAACACAGCCUCCCUGCCCGACCUGCUUGCGGACUACGCCCUAUCAGUACCGCACCCAGCCCUCGAGUCGGCCUUCCACUCCAUGAACCAGCUCGGCAGCUUCAUUGCGUUGGUUUACUCUUCCCUGUGAAUGAUGAACCCAUUCUAACAUACUAAUGCAGGGCUUACGAAGAUGGCGACCGCCCAUACCCAUCUUCAUCUGACGUUCGAACCGCCGGUGUCUGUACUGGAGUCCUCGCUGCCGUUGCGGUCAGCUUCGCGCAAAGCGUCGAGUCCCUCGUCCCACUUGCCGUCGAGACGGUACUAGUCUCGUUCAGGACUGGCAUGCGAGCCCACGAGAUUCGAUCUAGAGUCCUUAAGGGGGAGACGGAGCCGUGCUCAUGGCUUGUCAUGGCUUCACAGGCUACUGUAGAGAAGGCCAUCGCCCAGUUCUGCCAGGAUCAGGUAAGUACCAUGGACCGAUUCUAAGGGGAAAGCAAAUCACUGACCGGAAUACAGCAUAUUCCAACGACCAUCUCGCCCUACAUUAGCGCAAUAAGCCCGAGCUGCAUCACUCUCAGCGGUCGACCAAGCAUCGUUCGUCAGUGUUUGGAGACUACCGAGUUGAGCAAGUGCAAGCCAAUGAAGCUGCCCAUCUAUGCGCCCUAUCAUACUGGGCAGCUCUACUGCGACGCUGACGUCGCCAACAUCCUCUCGGCAGCAGAGCAAGAGAUCCUCGAACGUCGCAGCUCCAGCUUGCCACUUCUCUUCCCACAGGAAAUCAGCGAUCUUGGUUCAGCUCUGCGCUUCGCCCUGCGUCAGAUUCUGAUUGAGCCGGUCCAGCUGAACAAUCUCUCCCGCUCGCUCGCGGACGCGGCAAAGAGAGUCGAUUGCAGCAAGGUCACGAUUGUGCCUGUUGCUGCUACUGCGUUGCAGGGCGUGGCCACCGCCGUGGCCAAAUGCGGCGUCUCAAGCGUUGACGUCGCCACAGAUAUCGCGGAGUUGAGCAGGAAGAUCGAACAGGCUACUGCUACUGGCAACCCGGGCCACAGCAAAUUAGCCAUUGUCGGCUUCGGAGGUCGUUUCCCAGAAGCUGACAGCUUGGACGAAUUCUGGCAGCUUCUUCAAGAUGGACGUGACGUUCACAAGCCGAUUCCAGCGGACAGAUUUGAUGCCGAAGCCCAUUGGGACCCUACUGGAAAGCGACGUAAUACCAGCAAGGUCAAGCACGGUUGCUUCAUUCGUCAGCCGGGCUUGUUCGACGAGAAGUUCUUCAAUAUGAGUCCUCGAGAGGCUGCCAACUCAGACCCUGCCCAGCGUCUGGCUAUCACCACUGCAUACGAAGCUAUGGAGAUGGCGGGAAUGGUGCCUGAUGCCACAAACGUACGUCAAUCCCUAUGUAUACUCGGGGUGCCUCGGAUGUUUGCUAACUUUUGAUCACAUGAAUAGUCUACCCGCCGUGACCGUGUUGGCAUCUUCUACGGCAUGACUUCCGACGAUUGGAGAGAGGUCAAUUCGGGGCAGAACGUCGAUACCUAUUUCAGUGAGCAUUCCAUCCUACCCAUCGGCGUACAACAUGCUGAUCACAUACUUUGCAGUUCCUGGAGGCAAUCGCGCUUUUACUCCUGGACGUCUGAACUAUCACUUCAAGUUCUGCGGCCCCAGCUUCAGUAUUGACACUGCUUGCUCUUCCAGCUUGGCAGCUAUCAAUGCUGCUUGCAACACUCUGUGGAAGGGCGAUUGCGACACUGCGAUUGCAGGAGGUAAGAUACCAAAGGCACAAGCCAUCCCCAACGCACAUCUCGUCGUCAAGCCACUACCCAUCCUGCCAGCUCCUGGUGUCUGAGGAACCCACUGACCUUCCAACAGGCGUAAACAUCAUCACGAAUCCUGACAACUUCGCCGGCCUGGACCGCGGUCAUUUCCUUUCCACCACGGGCAACUGCAACACCUUUGACGAUGCCGCCAAUGGCUAUUGCCGUGCUGAUGCAAUUGGGACUAUCAUCCUCAAGAGACUUGAAGAUGCAGAGGCUGAUCGUGAUCCCAUCCACGGCAUUAUUCUAUCGGCCAGCACGAACCAUUCCGCUGAGGCAGAGUCCAUGACACGCCCGCAUACCGGUGAGCUUUUGAUUCCUCUAAUCAAUUCGACUAUCAGCUAAUGACUCGAUAGGCGCCCAAGUAUCUAUGCUCAAUCACAUGCUCAACUCCGCCGGCCUUGAAUCUCGUGACGUUAGCUACGUGGAGAUGCACGGCACUGGUACCCAGGCUGGAGACGCCACCGAGAUGCGAACAAUGCUUCAGGUCUUCGCACAGGACCAGAAGCAGCGCGGAGACCGUCCGAUCCAUGUCGGCUCAGUCAAGAGCAAUGUUGGCCAUUCUGAGUCUGCGUCUGGCGUCACGGCACUUAUCAAGGUUCUACUCAUGAUGAAGGCGUCUGCUAUUCCUCCUCACUGCGGUAUGUUCUCCAUAUUGAAUUCUUUCGCCUCUGCUGACACUACUGGUUCGCAGGUAUCAAAACCAAGAUCAAUCACAAUUUCCCAACCGAUCUUGCUCAGCGCAAUCUGCACAUCGCUUUCAAGACUACACCUUGGGAGCGCCAUGCCGAUGGCAGACCUCGUGUGGCGUUCGUAAACAACUUCUCGGCCGCCGGUGGCAACAGCUCUGUUCUGCUUCAAGACGGACCAGUUCGUGGUGCCAUUCCAACAGAGGAUGCCCGUCUCUCUCAAGUUAUUACUAUCUCCGGGAAGUCAAAGAACGCUCUGCAACAGAAUCUCCAGGCAAUGCUUCAGUGGGCUCAGAGCAACCCCAAUGCAUCCCUGCCAGCGCUUUCAUACACCACGACUGCUCGCAGAAUUCACUACAAUCACCGUGUCGGUAUCGCCGCAACGGACCUGGUCGCCGUACAGCAAGGCUUGCAGAAGGCAAUCGAACAAGAAAGGAAGCCAACCAAGAAGCGCAAGGUCGCUUUUGCCUUCACUGGUCAAGGCAUGCUCAAGAGCGGCAUGGGCAAGAUUUUCUACGACAACUUCUCCUCCUUCCGCUACGACGUCCUCCAAUAUGACAAGGUCGCUCAAGAUCUUGGCUUCGAGAGCUUCACUGGGUUUCUCACCGGAGAGAUCACGACCGAUACCAUGGAGCUUAGCCCAGUUGUCACUCAACUCGGCCAUGCUGCAUUUCAAAUGGCUCUGACCAAGCUCUGGAAGGCAUGGGGAGUGGAGCCAGUCGCUGUGAUUGGUCACAGCCUUGGCGAAUAUGCUGCCCUCCAUGCAUCCGGUGUUUUGUCGCCUAACGAAGUCAUCUUCCUCGUCGGCUCGAGGGCUACCCUCCUGAAGGAGAAGUGCACGCCCAAGACUCACGCCAUGUUGAGUGUCCGCGAAUCUGUCUCGACGCUCAAGAGCAAAUUUGGCAGCAAUCUUCCAGAAGUGGCUUGCAUCAACGGACCAAGCGACACCGUCCUGAGUGGACCAAACGAGGUCGUCGCUUCCGUGCUUGAGGCUCUAAUGGCCUCUCGCACGAAGCACACUGGUCUCAACGUCCCGUACGCUUUCCACUCCAGCCAAGUCGAACCAGUGCUCUCGAACUUCCACCUUAAGUGCCAGGGCGUGCAGUUCGCCGAUCCUACGGUUCCAUAUAUCUCGCCGUUGCUUAAACAAGUCAUCAACGAGGGCUCACGCCUCGGUCACGGAUACUUGGCUGAUGCUUGCCGUGGCACUGUAGAUUUCAAUGGCGCCAUCACUACUGCUCUGGAAGCUGGUGUUGUCGAUAAGGCCACGAUCUGGGUUGAGGUUGGGCCGCAUCCCGUCUGCUCCACCAUGCUGAAGAACAUCCUUGGCUCUGAGACUGUCGCCGUGCCAUCCACCUCGAUCAAGCAAGAGCCAUGGAGCGUGCUCGCCACUUCUCUGGCUUCGUUAUACACGGCUGGAGUGGACAUCAAGUGGUCGGCCUAUUGUUUCGAUUUCAAGGAGUCGGCUCAUGUCAUUGAACUUCCCAAGUACGCGUGGGACGCCAAGAACCACUGGAUUCAGUACAAGAACAACUUCACUCUUGACAAGGGCGAGACUCCCCCGGUGCAGCCGCUUCCACAGCUUCAGAUGCAACCCGUCCAGAUCUUGACCAAUUUCAAAACAACUGCCUCGGCACAAAAGGUCAUCCAGGAGUCUGAGAACUUCAUCGAGGUUGAGUCCGACAUUUCCACGCCGGCCCUCACAGGUGUCGUGCAAAACCACAAGGUCAAUGGCAUCAUGUUGUGCCCAUCUUCCCUCUACGCCGACAUUGGUCUUACACUGGCAAAUUACCUUGCCGAGGAGGCCAAGCAACUGGCUCCGACCAUCGGCUUGAAUGUGGCUGAGGUCAAGGUGAUGCGUCCUCUCGUAGCUACUGGUGCCAAGCAGCUUUACCGGGCUACUGCCAAGCUGGAUGUCCUCAGUCGCCAAGUGCGAGUCAGGAUCUCCAGCGUCAGCGAGGUCGGCAAGAAUAUGGGUGACCACUGCGAGUGCAUGAUCAAGCUGGAGGAUAAGGAAGCCUGGUCGCGUGACUGGAAGCGCAGUGCCUACCUCGUCAAGGCCCGCAUCAACACGCUCCACACCUCCGAGAGCGACAACGUCGAGAUUGUCAAGCGCAAUGUUGCCUACAAGCUCUUCAGCGCGCUGGUUGACUACGGCAAGCCUUACCAAGGCAUGGAACAAGUCGCUUUUGACAGCUUGGAGCAUGAGUCUUCCGCUCGUGUACGCUUCCAAGCUGAACCAGCGGAGGACUUCUUCUUCAGCCCGUACUGCAUCGACAGCCUGGGUCAUCUUGCUGGCUUCACCAUGAAUGCUGACAUGACCAAUGACUCUUCCAAGCAGGUCUUCAUCAACCACGGCUGGGACGCCAUGCAGGUAUCGAAGAAGCUCUCUGCUGCCGCUACUUAUCACACCUACGUCCGCAUGGCCCAUCUCGGCAACAAAUUGUACUCCGGCGAUGUCUACAUCAUGGAAGAUGAUGAGAUUGUUGCUGUCUACACUGGCGUCAAGUUCCAAGGCGUGCCUCGCCAGGUGCUUGAUGGUCUGGACCCAAGCAAAGCGAGAGCUCCCGCCAAGGCUACCGCGCCGAAAGCAGCUGCCGUGGCACCAAAGGUGCCAACCAUCAUGGAGAGAAGACAGUCGAUCAAGCCUGCCGAGAUUCCUAUUGCUCAGCUUUCCCAGCCGAGCAAGUCGAUUGCUGCCCUGGCCAUCAUUGCCAAAGAGGUCGGGGUGGAUGUCACCGAGAUGAAGCCAGAGCUUGCAUUUGAGGACGUCGGACUCGACUCUCUGCUCUCCCUGACCGUGGCCGAGUGCCUCCGCGAAGAGCUGGGUCUUGAGGUCGACAGCUCUUUGUUCAUCACCUGUGCGACCGUCAAGGAUCUUGUUGCUCAUCUCGACAAAUUGACUGGCUCGGCUCCCGUCCCACCUUCAUCGAGCGUGAAGAGCUCUUGCUCCAGCGUCUCCAUGUCCCGCUCUGUCUCCAGCUGGUCGGCAUCGAGCUGGUCAGAUGUUGGCUCUGGCACGCCAUCUACUGCGCAGACCAGUGUUGCUCCUACCGCCGCUCCCAGCGAGUGCGGUGACAAGCCCGAGCAAGCCACCACCACGGCCAACGACUCUGCUAUCGAGGGUAUCCGCCAGGUUAUCGCUGAAGAAAUUGGAGUUGAACUUGGCGACAUCACUGGGCCGACCGACUUCAACGAGCUUGGCCUUGACUCGCUACUUGCGUUGAACCUCACGAGCCGGCUGAGGGAGUAUCUUGACACUGACAUUCCAUCGACCCUCUUCACCGAUUGCAGCACCUUCAACGAGGUCCUAGCCACACUUGGGAUCCAGACUGCUGUUGCCAAGCCAUCGGCUCCAGAGGUGCCACGCGAGCCAGCUAGGGUUCUUCCACCAGCGAGUUCUGUCCUGCUUCAAGGGUCCGCAGCAACUUGCACUCAGAAGCUAUUCCUCUUUCCGGACGGCUCUGGAUCCGCAUCCUCCUACAUCGGUCUUCCUCAAAUCAGCAAAGACGUCGCAGUCUACGGUCUCAACUGUCCUUUCCAGAAGUCUCCUGCUGAGCUGGAGAAGAUUCGCCUCGACGAAUUGACGGCACCAUACAUCGCCGAAAUCCGUCGACGUCAACCACAGGGUCCAUACUCUCUCGGAGGCUGGUCCGCGGGUGGGAUCUGUGCCUACGACGCUGCUCAGAAACUCAUUGCUGCUGGAGAGAAGGUAGAACGUCUCCUUCUCCUCGACUCUCCCUUCCCCAUUGGUCUUGGUAAGCUCCCACCGCGGCUCUACCAGUUCCUCAAUGGGUUGAAUCUGUUCGGCGAGGGCACUCGUCCCCCUCCAUCCUGGUUGCUCCCGCACUUCCUGGCAUUCAUCGAGAGUCUGGAUACUUACCGCGCCGUGCCAUUCGCGCCCGGUACCGCGCCGAAGACUUUCGCGAUCUGGGCUGCGGAUGGUGUCUGCAAGGACAAGCCCAUGCCGGAACUCCUAGCUACGGACCCGAAAGAGAUGAAAUGGAUUCUCAGCAAUCGAUCUGAUUUCGGACCGAACGGCUGGGAUGGCUUGCUCCCCGGAGCGAAGUUUGCGACCAAGAAGAUGGAAAAUGCGAAUCAUUUCACCAUGUAAGUUUUUGCUUUCUCCUGCCUGUGAGAUUCUGGUUGCAUGUGCUGACGAGGUCGAUAGGAUGAAAAAUGACAAGGCCGCGGAGCUUAGCGCUUUCAUCGGAGAGGCCAUGAGCUCUUGA